AUGUGGCGUCGCUUCGGUGUGUUGUGCUUUCUCGUGGGAGCUCCUCUGAGCUCGGCCUCCAGUGCUGCCCACCUCACCAUGAUGGUGUCUAAGGAGUCCACCGAUUCGGCUACCACCACCGCCUCCUCCGGCUCCUCGACGACCGCUGGAACGGUAACAGCUGCCGACACUGAGGGAUCUUCGUCCUCCACUGGUACCGUUGGCAGCACGACGACAAACUCGUCGUCUAGCAGCGGUGGUUGGCACAUGACAACCGUCACCUCGGUGCAAGCUCGUGUGCAGGGUGACGCCCCUGUUUGGAACGAGGAAGCGCAGCUGUGGUUGUCUAAGUACGGCGAUACCACGGAGGCUGCCUACAUGAACAAUCUGGACACGGUCAACACUGCGUCAGUCGAGGGAGCGCUAAUGUUCGUGCAGGCCGAGGGUAUCAACGUCAAUGAGCAGUCGGUCAAGUGCCAGCGCAAGAACAACAUGCAGUAUGUGGUCUUUUACGAGAUCACGAUCGUGCAGCCGACGUACGGUAUCAAAUACUACGAGAGCCACACGCCUCCGGAGUAUGGCGAGUUCGUGGCCAUGGACGGCGCCAAGUGCACGGACGAGGGCAGUGAUCUGUCAGAGGACUGCAAGGUUUACUAUGGUCUAGAUGGGGAAAUGGACAUUGGUCCGAUGGUGGGCAGUAACCUGCAGACGUCGGACCCGCGUGCUCCGUACCCUGGCAACUACUGGUUCUCGUACCCGAACUCGUGCGCACAAGAGCUGCGUGAAGACAAGACGGACGAGUGCCGUGCCGAGUACCCGGGUGGUCUCUGCGCUGUGGGCGUUAAGCCUGACGGUGACAACUGCACCUUCAGCUACAAGAUCUUGGGCUACCUGAACAUUGAUGACCUGGUCGGUAUUACCGAGUUGGGCUACAGUAACUACACGGAGUUUUGCGAGGACGGCGGUGUGGAAUUCAAGGCUUCAAACACCGGCAGUGGCUUCGAAGUUGAAGAGAGCAUUGACUUCUGGCUGAACCCUGGCGACGAGGAUGCCAACUCGAAUCGUACGUCCAUCAUGGUGGAGAUGUACAACGAGCUCGCCAGCAACGGCACUAGUGCCAACAUGGAGGCCCUUCCGACAAUCGAGAAACUAACCUCGGCAAACCCAAAGUGCUACGAGAAUAGUGAGGCCUGUGCUACCUCCCAGCACGGCUGCAACCGUACGCUUUACUCUCAGAUCUGCACUGUGUGCUCGUCUGAUGCUGAUGGAUGUGAGGCCGCUCCGUCUUCAUUCUCUUUCCCGAAGCUUACGCUGCCGUCGAACAGCUCAUCGGACGGCUCGUCGGACUCGGACUCGACGACUACCGGCUCGUCGGGCAGCCCCGUGACGGCUUCGUUUGCGUCGGUGCUCGUGGGUGUUGUUGCUGUCGUCGCCAGCAGCCUGCUUUAA
Molecule: messenger RNA, 1428 nt
Organism: Phytophthora infestans T30-4
Lineage: Eukaryota; Oomycota; Peronosporomycetes; Peronosporales; Peronosporaceae
Exons: 1
Coding region: 1-1428 (475 amino acids)
Source: RefSeq, a predicted model, not a curated record